Lactuca virosa is the source of this 389-nucleotide messenger RNA. NCBI's taxonomy places the organism in Eukaryota, Viridiplantae, Streptophyta, Magnoliopsida, Asterales, Asteraceae. The record is from the annotation of a GenBank genome assembly.
CUUUUUUCUCUCUAAGUUUUCAUCAUCAUUUUAAGGGCACAAUGACAAAUCCCUUUUCUCCUUCUUCUUUUGCGUUUUAUCUGUUUUCAUUACCGACCUCACCCUCCAAUCAUAUAAACACCGCCUCUCUCACCACACCCCGCUUAAUACAGUCGAUGUCUCUCUACAAUCAAUUUUAUUUCAUGGAGUCGACAAUCCAACCAGAUACGACGUUGGAGUCGCUGAAGGACGGAGACGUUUUAUUGGUGGCGGCGGUCCGAGCUUCCAACGUUUUUUUUAUCAAACUGAAAUUGGUAUUCAACUUCUCCGUUUUCUAUCUCAAACAAUCGAAUCCAAAGGGAAAUAGAAAAGAAAAAGCAAGUAUCCCUUCAUGUUAUCCCGAUAAGUAG